CUGACCCCGCCGCGACCCCUGACCCCGCCGUCACCCCCCGGGCCCCGCCGCGACCCCUGACCCCGCCCCCCGGGCCCGCCGCUCCCGGAAGCCCCGAACGGGGCGGGGUCAGGGGUCAGGGGCCGCGGCGGGAGCGGAGCGGAGCGGCCCGGCCAUGGCGGGCAGCAUGGCGGGCAGCGUUGCGGGCAGCGUUGCAGGCAGCGAGGCGGGCAGCGAGGCGGGCAGCGGGCGCGUGCGGGCGCUGCAGCAGGAGGUGGAAGGCGUCAAAACCAUCAUGACCCAGAACGUGGAGCGGAUCCUGGCGCGGGGCGAGAACCUCGAGCAGCUCCACAGCAAGAGCCAGGACCUGGAGGCCACGUCGGAGCACUUCAAGACGACGUCGCAGAAGAUGGCCCGCCGGUACUGGUGGAAGAACGUGAAGCUGCUCGUCAUCCUCGGCCUCGUGGGUGCCAUCAUCCUCAUCCUCAUCAUCCUCCUGGCCACCGGCACCAUCCCCACCUAGAGCCCCUGUCCCGCCCCGGGGACCCCCCGGUGUCCACCCCCCCCGCGUCCCCGAGGAAUACAGGGGUGCCGAGUGCCGUGGG
Grus americana (Whooping crane) is the source of this 584-nucleotide messenger RNA. It is a transcript of the gene VAMP8, whose product is annotated as vesicle associated membrane protein 8. Lineage: Eukaryota; Metazoa; Chordata; Aves; Gruiformes; Gruidae. Gene Ontology annotation, cellular component: plasma membrane; SNARE complex. The transcript is spliced from 3 exons. Gene Ontology annotation, biological process: SNARE complex assembly; vesicle-mediated transport; vesicle fusion. The coding region runs from base 155 to 502 and encodes 115 amino acids. Gene Ontology annotation, molecular function: SNAP receptor activity; syntaxin binding. The record is from RefSeq and is a predicted model, not a curated record.